AUGCAACCGUUGAAAAUUGUACGAUGUGAGUGGAGAGGUAAAGUGUAUCGGACUAUAUUAGUCGUUGAUCAAUCGAAUUAUAUCAUUGAAAUUAAAUUUUGGGGUGACACCUCGACUCUACCAGACAAACUCGAAAUAAACGUGUUACUUGGAGCAUUCAAAGUACGAUCAUUAAACUUUUUUGAAUAUAAAUCGACUUAUGAAAUAAGUGAGAUUAAUGAAGAAACAGACAAAUUGAUUUCAAAGUUAAAAGGGUGUAAAAGAGAAGAUGGAAACUACGAAUUUGACAAACCCAAUUUCACGAAUUUGAAUAAGAUUUUUGAAGUAACACAAUUUCCUCGUUAUUCGAUACAAGAAAUGACAAAAAACAUUCAUUUAACAAAUCAAGACGUUUACGGGUAUGUUACCGCUUUCUUCAUAUUAUUUAGAAAAGAAGUAUGCUAUUAUUAUGGGUGUCCAACAUGUAAAAUAAGUGUUGAAAAAACUGCACACAAAUGUAACCAUUGUAACCGUGAUAAAAUAAAUCCUAUUAAAUAUUUUAAACUUAUCGCUACAAUUCAAGACAGUUCAAAUCAACAAGAAAGUGUCAUUUUAUUUGAUGAUGUGUUGGAUGAUUUAUUUGGAAAAACUACUGAUAAAAUGGUGGCAAUGCAAACCAAUGAUACUGACAAAUUUUAUAAUUGUUUAAAAGCAAAAACUUGUGUGUUAUUUAAAAUGGAUUUAAAAGGAAAACAAAAAUUGUAUGAAAACUCGUAUAGAACGGCGUUCAUACUGUGUGGUAUAAGUGAAGUGAAAGAAGCAAACAAUUCACUUCAAAAGAAAUUGAAUACUUGA
Entamoeba invadens IP1 is the source of this 834-nucleotide messenger RNA. Its product is annotated as replication factor-A protein, putative. The record is from RefSeq and is a predicted model, not a curated record. NCBI's taxonomy places the organism in Eukaryota, Evosea, Mastigamoebida, Endamoebidae. The coding region runs from base 1 to 834 and encodes 277 amino acids. The transcript is spliced from 3 exons.